Messenger RNA from Carcharodon carcharias (great white shark), 732 nucleotides. Its product is annotated as solute carrier family 22 member 4-like. The transcript has 5 exons. Bases 1 to 732 code for a protein of 243 amino acids. Lineage: Eukaryota; Metazoa; Chordata; Chondrichthyes; Lamniformes; Lamnidae. The record is from RefSeq and is a predicted model, not a curated record. Gene Ontology annotation, biological process: transmembrane transport. Gene Ontology annotation, molecular function: transmembrane transporter activity. Gene Ontology annotation, cellular component: membrane.
AUGAAUCUUUCGGAGAUAUUUCCCAACCCAGAUUCCUUCAACAUGCAUGAGGUAGAACAGGAGCCCUGUUUGGGUGGCUGGGAGUACAGUAAGGAUCAGUACAUCUCCACCACCAUUGGUGAGUUUGGGAGAAAGGUUGUUCUUUUUGGAACUGCGACUAUACAGACUGUAUUCAGUGUGCUUCAAGUGUUCUCUCCCAACUGGGAAAUAUUCUGUCUUCUUAAUUUCCUUGCGGGCCUUGGACAGAUGGCAAAUUAUCAGGCUGCCUUUGUACUUGGAUCAGAACGUCUUGGGAAAUCCAUUCAUGUUCUUUUUGGUGCACUAGGGUUCUACAUUUCUUUUGCAAUCGGCUACAUGGCCCUGCCUUUGGUUGCGUACUUUAUACAAAGCUGGCCGGUGUUGCUUUUCAUCCUGUCCCUCUCCAGCCUGCUGUACAUUCCUUUAUGGUGGUUUAUUCCUGAAUCUUCAUGCUGGCUGCUGAUAAAGGGAAGGGUACAGGAGACUGCAGCAAUACUCCGACACGUUGUAAAGAAAAAUGGUGUCACUCCACCAGCGGUGUCCUUCAAUGAUCUUGAGGUUGUGGUUUGGAAAGAAUUAAAAAGCACCAGUUUUGAGCUUCCAAGCAUGCUGAAUUUGAAAACUGAAGGCAAGAGACUGCUUACCAACUGGGAGCAGAAGACAACAGAACUGACCGAGAGAGAAGACCAUGAGGCACCUUGUGCCCUAGGUUGA